ACUGAUCCGAGAAGCCGAGGAAUUCAGACUCGUUCGUGUGAAUUGAUUGCUGAGCUCGAACCCAAUUCAUGUCAGCCCUUAAAUUCACAGCAACAGCUUCAUCUGUGUACGCGCGCACGGCCAUACCCUCCUCCACUGGACCCAAAACCACCAACACCUCGUUGGCCCUUUUAUGGAGCCACAGGAGAAAUAUUCCAUUCCAUCAUCAUCACCUACGUGGGUGGAGGAUAACACAGUGCGCUCAUUCACUUUCUCUGGCGCACGAUAAGGCUCCCUCCUCCAUAACGCCAGGGCUAGGGCUUGCGUUUUGGGUCCCCCACCAUAAAUCCCUGUCUUUUGCCCCUUUGCGUGCUUCGAGUUCGUCUUCUUUUGAGAAAUCGGGGGUUUCUGGAGGUGGGUCUGGCUCUGCAUCGAGGUCCGGCCUUGUGGUAGAUAUGGGAUCGGAUGUGAAGGAUUGUGAUGGCUCGAAUAAUGAGACACUUUUGCAGAAAGAUCGGCCUCCUCGGUCUUUGCAGGAUCCGGAACAGCAAUCCAAAGUGCUUACAUUGCCCACUAUAUUGACUCUAGGCCGUGUCGCCGCCGUGCCGCUUCUUAUUGCAACCUUCUAUAUGGAUGGUUGGCGGGGAACAGCUGCUACCACUGGUAUUUUCAUCAUUGCAGCAGUUACUGAUUGGCUUGACGGAUAUAUUGCUCGGAAGAUGAAAUUAAAAUCAACUUUCGGUGCAUUUUUAGAUCCGGUGGCAGACAAGCUCAUGGUUGCUACUACAUUGGUCUUAUUAUGUACCAGACCAUUGGAAGUUGCCAUUUUUGGACAAGCCCCAUGGCUACUGACUAUACCUUCAAUUGUCAUAAUUGGUAGGGAGAUAACCAUGUCUGCGGUCAGGGAAUGGGCUGCAUCCCAGGACAGUAAGCUUUUAGAGGCUGUUGCUGUAAAUAACCUGGGAAAGUGGAAAACAGCCACACAAAUGACGGCAUUAACAAUCCUCCUUGCAACCCGAGACUGCAGCCAUGGCGGGCCUGCCAUUUUAGCAGGAUCUGGAGUUGUUUCGCUUUAUAUCUCAGCAUGGCUUGCUUUGUGGUCUUUGAUAGUAUAUAUAAGGAAAAUAGGCAAGGUAUUGCUGAAGUAGUAGCUGCUUCAUUCCCAUACAUUCACCCUCUCUCUGGCUUCGUGAAAGAGCCAUGCCAUCUUACUCAAACUCCUUAAUUAAUAUCGACGUGGAUGGGGCGCAUUCUUUUAAUUUGCGACAGAGGAAUAUGUAUAUUUCUAUCUGCAAAGAAUUUUCCUUUUGUCUGAAAUUUUUCUCAACUUUUGGUCCUUAGUCAUCUAUUGAGAAAAAGCCUUAGCAAAAGGAUAAUUCUUUGGUGAAUCCCACUUCUCAUGAUGUUGGAUGUUUUGGCCUUUUAAGAUUCUCAUUUUAUUAAUACAAAAAUUCAAGUGGGAAUUACAAAUUUUAAAUUAA
Prosopis cineraria is the source of this 1460-nucleotide messenger RNA. RefSeq names its product CDP-diacylglycerol--glycerol-3-phosphate 3-phosphatidyltransferase 2. Gene Ontology annotation, biological process: glycerophospholipid biosynthetic process. NCBI's taxonomy places the organism in Eukaryota, Viridiplantae, Streptophyta, Magnoliopsida, Fabales, Fabaceae. The record is from RefSeq and is a predicted model, not a curated record. Gene Ontology annotation, cellular component: membrane; chloroplast envelope. Bases 69 to 1127 code for a protein of 352 amino acids. The transcript is spliced from 7 exons. Gene Ontology annotation, molecular function: CDP-diacylglycerol-glycerol-3-phosphate 3-phosphatidyltransferase activity.